Molecule: messenger RNA, 6584 nt
Organism: Dicentrarchus labrax (European seabass)
Lineage: Eukaryota; Metazoa; Chordata; Actinopteri; Moronidae
Product: myosin light chain kinase, smooth muscle
Exons: 37
Coding region: 288-5498 (1736 amino acids)
Biological process (GO): protein phosphorylation
Molecular function (GO): protein binding; protein kinase activity; ATP binding
Source: RefSeq, a predicted model, not a curated record
GAGGAGGAUGAGGAGGAGGAGGAGGAGGAGGCUCGGUGAUGAAUGUGCUGAUUAUUCAGGUGAAGAAAAGCUGCUGUGAAGCAACAGAAACGUCCUCAGUUGAUUUUGUUCAGAGGAAACUUUCACCGCCGCCGUUUCACCAUCUGGUCGACCGAACCGACGUCCAACCAACACAACACCAACUCAAACAGUCUGAAAUAACUGACGGCUGACAGAGCGUCGCACUGAGCGUGCUCAGUGAUCAGGAGCUGUGAGUGCCCGACCCGUACCUGCUGACCAAUCGCAGGAUGAGUGAUGUCCGGUUGGUUUCUGCCUCCUCCACCGUCUCCAAGGUAACAGGCCCAUCACCGGGAUGCAGUUCCCGCGGCAACGAUCCUCCAGCCUUCGUCCUUCCUCCACGCAACGCCCGGGUCGCCCUGGGGGGAGACGCCCGACUGGAGGGGAAGGUGCGUGGUCAUCCUGAGCCUCAGGUCACAUGGUACAGAGAGGGGAGGGCUGUGAUUGGUGGAGAGCGCUGUGUCGUGACGCAAGGUGGGCGGGGCACCUUCAACCUGGUGGUGGGCGGAGUCAGAGAGGAGGACCUGGGCCGUUACACCUGUCAGGCCACCAAUCAGGCCGGGAGCCGACAGGUUACCGUGGAGAUCCUUCUGGAAGAGACUUCUGGGAAGAAAUACGUCCUCCCAUCCUCCAUGAAACCAGGGUGUCGCUCUGCGGUCCCGGCGAUGGACAACAGGCCCAGCAUUUGGGGCGAGAGUCCGCCAAAGUUCGUCACCAAACCGAGCCGAGUGUUCGCCAAGCUGGGACAGACCGGGAAGUUCUCUGCCAAAGCAACGGGACGCCCACAGCCCCGGGUCACAUGGUUAAAGGGGGAGGCGGAGCUUCAGUCUUGUGGGCGGGUCAGUAUGUACGAGCGCUCUGGUCUUCACUUCCUGGAGAUACAGGAAGUGCAUGCGGAGGAUGCAGGAAGUUACACGUGUUUGGUCACCAACAGUGCCGGAACGGCAACCGCCACCGCGGCACUGAACGUCCAGGGUAUUCCUGACGACUCCUCCAGCUCUCAGGCAGAGCUGCUCAGACCCAGAGAGCAGCUGCUGUCUCAGCCGGGACCUCCUGUACAGCUCCCUCUGGUGGCCGGGGCCAGAACUGCAGCUGCUCAGGUCCAGUCAGUCUCCAGUUCGGUUCCAGUUCACCCCGGUUCUGUCCAGCAGCCAGCGAGCAGCUCAGAGAGCAGCAGGGCUCUGAGGAGGUCGGCGUUGGGGUUCAACCUGCGGUUCGAGGCCGUACCUUUGGACCAGGAGGCCACAGAGGGAGCACAGGUCACAUUCACCUGCCAAAUCUCGUCUGCUGCCGUUGCCACGGUAACCUGGCUGAAGGACGGGCGUCCGGUGAGGACGGGACCGGGUCUGCAGCAGAGACAGGACGGCACCCGUCUCACUCUCACCAUGGAGAGAGUGAGACAGGUGGACCAGGGAACCUACGGGUGUCAGCUGAUCGCCACCAACGGACCGACUGUAACCUCUGCAACCUGGACCCUCAGUGUGCACAAGAGCCUCGCUCCAGCUGGUGCUCGGUCCUCGUAUGUCGGGGGCGUGGCCUCCCUGACCAUUCAGAACGCGUCACGGCGUGAUGAAGGCGUGUACAGCCGAGACGGAGCGGAGAGCAGCGCCGGAGUCCAGGUCAAAGGCAGGCUGCAGGGUCACAGGUCAAAGGUCACAGAGGUCAGAGGAGCGUGUGAGGCUCCACGCUUCAUCUGUCGCCUCGCCGACAUGAAGGUGAUGGACGGCAGCAGAGUUACCAUGACGGUGGAGCUGACCGGUCACCCUCCUCCAGAGGUGGUCUGGCUCCAUGACGGGCAGGAGGUGACGGAGUCGGAGGACUUCCACCUCCUGCAGGAGGAGAACCGCUGCACUCUGCUGAUCCAGGAAGUCUUCCCCGAGGACACCGGGACCUACAGCUGCCAGGCCUGGAACCAGUACGGAGAGGACCACACCCAGUGCCAGCUCACUGUGGAGGAGCCCCAGGACGGGGUCCAGCCCUGGUUCAUCACCAAACCCAAGCCUGUGAGCGGCGUCGUGGGUCAGCACGUCCUCCUGUCCUGUGCCAUCGCCGGGGACCCGUUCCCACAGUACACCUGGACCAGAGCCGACCUGAGCCGGACCCUGAGCUCUGGAGGAGACUACGAGCUGCUGCAGAAGGAGGACGUGGUCUCGCUGCUCAUCAGGAGAGUGAAAAAGCAUCACGCUGGAGAUUAUCUGAUCACGCUGAGGAACAAUGUGGGGGAGUGCAGCGCUUUGGCCUGUCUGUCUGUCACUGACGGAGAGACAGACAGGACGAGAGGACGAGGAGGACGAGCAGGAGAGGACGACAGCCCUGCAGCAGGAGGAAGAGGAGGAGGAGGAGGAGGAGGAGGAGGAGCAGCUAGUGGGACCGCGGCGCUGAGAGGAGGUGCCAGAGGAGGAGGAGGAGGAGGAGGAGGCGUGGAGCAGAGGAGCAGCGGCAGUGUUGGUGUCAGUCGGCAGUGGCAGGAGGCCAACCAGGAGCAGAAGGAGAACCUGCACCUGCAGAAGGAGGAGAAGAAGGAGGUUGACCAGGACUCUCUCGCCGCCACCGCCGCUCCCCGAGGCCACCUCAAACGCUGUGUGGACACCAGGGAGCGUGGCGAAGAGGAGCUGCGACAGAGGGAGGCGCAGCAGCUCGACUUCCGUUCCCUUCUGGGACGCCGAGCUUUUAACGCCAAAAACAACCAGGAAGAGGAGCCGAGGGAGGCCACCGCCACCGCCGAGCACCGCCAACGCCACCAGAUGGAUUUUAAGUCCAACCUCAAAGGCGUCAAAGCCAAGACGGAGGAUGACCGCAAGGGCAACUCCCCACAGCAGGUCGACUUCCGUGCCGUGUUGGGGAAGAAGGGUGCUGCUGCCAACAAACCCGCAGAGACACCCGGAAAGAACGCCGCAGACUUCCGCACUGUCCUCGCCAACAAGAAGACAGCGACGAGCCCCGAGAAGAACGGGGACAACGGGAAGGCGGCGGUGAACAACUGCGUGGAUGGAGGGAUUAACGAGAAGAAGAGCAGCGGCGGAGGAGGAGGGACGGCGCCGGAGUUUGUGGAGAAGCUGAGUGAUGUGACGGUGCUGGACGGGCAGCGGCUUCGGCUGCAGUGCCGCCUCGCUGGCGCCGACCCCAAGGGCGCCACCGUCACCUGGACGCUGGACGGGAAGACCAUCAAACCGUCCAAGUUCAUCAUCCUUGCCAACGAAGGCGGGCUGUGCUCUCUGACCAUCGGUAAAGCUCUGCCAGAGGAUGAAGGACAGUAUAAGUGCAGAGCCGAGAACUCAGCAGGGAAAGCUGAAUGUUCCUGUAUGGUUCUCGUUGACGACCCGGCAGAAAACUCUCCAGCGGACAAGAAGUCCAAGAAGGCGACUCCGACCUCAGAGAGUGAAGCCAGAAUAAAGAAACCGACUGCCAAGACUCCUCCCAAACAAGCUCUGCCUCCUCAGAUCCUGCAGUUCCCAGAGGACAUGAAGAUCCUGGCGGGAGAGAAGGUCGAGAUCCUCUGCAAGUUCUCUGGAGCUCCGCCCAUCAACUGCACCUGGUUGAAGUUUAGGAAACCAAUCCAGGAGGGCUCAGCUGAUAUCUCCAUAGAGAGCUCUGACAGCAGCAGUAAACUCACCAUCUCCAGCGGUCAGCAGGAACACUGCGGCUGUUACACCAUCGAGCUGAGGAACAGCUUCGGCCUCCGACAGGCCGCCCUCAACCUCACCAUCGUCGAUAAACCCGACCCCCCAGCGAGGGUCCCUGCAGCCUCAGAUAUCCGGCGGGCCAGUCUGACUCUGUCAUGGUACGGGCCGACAUACGACGGAGGCAGCGCCGUACAGUCCUACAACCUGGAGAUCUGGGACUCUUUGGACCAGCAGUGGAAACACCUGGUGUCCUGCAACAGCACCUCCUACAACGUACAGAACCUUCUGCCGGAGCGUCAGUAUAAGUUUCGGGUCCGGGCGGAGAACAUCUACGGGGUCGGAGAGCCGAGUGCUGAAUCUGAACCCGUUACUGUCGGACUGGUGGACGAUGAGAACCUGGAUGAGGCCGAGGCAGAGGAGGAGGACGAAGACUCAGAGAAAGAGCCGGACUACAGAGACGUGAGCGUCAGGACGGACACGAAGGUGAAGGACCUGUACGACGUGGAGGAGAGGCUGGGAACGGGGAAGUUCGGUCAGGUCUUCAAACUGGUAGAGAAGGCCACGAAGAAGGUGUGGGCGGGGAAGUUCAUUAAGGCGUACUCGGCGAAGGAGAAGGAGAACGUCCGGCAGGAGAUCGGCAUCAUGAACAGCCUCCAUCACCCCAAACUGGUCCAGUGUAUCGACGCCUUCGAGGGCAAGUCUGACAUCGUCAUGGUGCUCGAGAUGAUCUCAGGUGGCGAGCUGUUUGAGCGGAUCAUCGACGAAGACUUUGAGCUGACGGAAAGAGAAGUGAUCAAAUACAUGCUGCAGAUCAUCGACGGAGUCAGCUUCAUCCACAAACAGGGCAUCGUCCACCUGGACCUCAAACCUGAGAACAUCAUGUGUGUCAACAAGACCGGCGGCAAGAUCAAACUCAUCGACUUCGGCCUCGCCAGGCGACUAGAAAGUGCAGGAACUCUGAAGGUUUUGUUCGGGACUCCAGAGUUUGUGGCUCCGGAGGUGAUCAAUUAUGAAGCCAUCAGUUAUCCCACCGACAUGUGGAGUAUAGGAGUCAUCUGUUAUAUACUGCUGAGCGGUUUGUCUCCUUUCAUGGGCGACAACGACAACGAGACCCUGUCCAACGUGACCUCGGCCACUUGGGACUUUGAGGACGAGGCGUUCGAUGAAAUCUCCGACAACGCCAAAGAUUUCAUCACCAACCUGCUGAAGAAAGACAUGAAGGCUCGGCUCACCUGUGCUAAGUGUUACGAACACGCCUGGUUGAAACAGGACACUAACACCAUGAAAGCCAAGAAGCUCUCCAAAGAGAGGAUGAAGAAGUACAUCCUGAGGAGAAAAUGGCAGAAAACGGGUCACGCUGUUCGAGCCAUCGGCAGACUGUCGUCCAUGGCCAUGAUGGCCGGCGUGAGCGCCAAGAAGGGCUCGCCAACCGAAGAGGACAACCAGUUCCUGGAGUGUUUGGAGUACGAGCAGAAGACGGAGUGUAAGCCGACGUUCAGUUCGGUCAUUAAAGACGUUGAGGUGGUGGAGGGCAGCGCCGCUCGCUUCGACUGCAAGAUCGAAGGGUACCCGGAUCCAGAGGUGGUCUGGUACAAAGAUGACCAGCCCAUCAAAGAGACCCGACACUUUCAGAUCGACUACGAUGAAGACGGAAACUGCAGUCUGGUCAUUUCAGAGGUGUCCGGUGACGACGAUGCGAAGUACACGGUGAAGGCGGUCAACAGUCUGGGGGAGGCCACCUGCACCGCCGAGCUGCUGGUGGAGGUGAUGGCUGGAGAGGAAGAGGAGGAGGAGGAAGAGGAGGAAGAGGAGGAAUAAAGCAGUGUUGGUCUGGACUCCCACAGGAGGAGGAGGUGCUGAUCCUCUUCAUCCUGUCAGACCGGAGCAGGACCGAUCCAACCCCCCCCCGCUAAACACCAAAAAAAGAUUUUCUUUAUUCGUCACAGUGUGUGCUAAACCCCGCCCACCUGAACCCCGUGGAGAACAUAAGCCCCGCCCCCCUCAGCUUAGCCUCUGUUCAUUGGUUGGUUUCCUCUUACAGACGGAACAAGAUAUCUGGAUCUUCAUCAUAUUAUAAUAUAAUUUAAAAGUUCUGAUCACUAGAGCUCGAGGAAACACAUGAUGUAAACAGAAACGUUUGUUUAUUGACAGGAUGCUUUAAUGUGUUAAAAACUACACCUCCCAUGAUUCUUUAGACAGCAGUACAGUGUCAGAGGAUUGUGGGAGAUGUAGUUGUUGAAUGCUAACAAAAUAACAAUUGUUAUAUCUGAUAAAAUGGUGGUAAAAUUGUAGGAUAUGGCUCAAAAAAAUCUUGUUUCAGCUCUAUACGAAAGAUCCCGACAGAAAACCUUUGCAAGGAAGCACACUGAUGAAGAGUUACUAAAGGAAGGUAUGAUAACAUUCAGCUCCCAGGGCCCCUUCAUCAGAGACUCAUGGGAGAUGUAGUUGUUGUUGCAGGGCGCGGGACUUUAGCUCUCUGUCUACCUGAACCAUGAUAAUGUACUGUAUGUGUACCAGACCUGCUCCCUGUGGGAGUCCAGGUGAGGAAGACGAUGGUACGAUGGAAGAAUGAUGAAGGCAGAGAUAAACAGAGCUUUAUAUUCAGAGUUUGGUCACCUAACAAUAAAGUGGCUUUAUAAAAGCUCCAGAAGUGGUUUAGCAUGUUAGCGCUGCGGCUAACGGUGUGGCGGAUGCAAACAGGAAGAAGAUGAGAUUAAUCACCUGAAGAUGAUCCAGAUUUGACUGAUUAACUGUCUGAGCGUCCUGAGACGAGUUCAGGGUUUAUUAACUUCACUAGAAUCAGAUAGGAAGCUAAUGUUUGUGAGCUAACGUCACUCUAACUAAUGUUAGCUCAAUAGCUGAUAAACAUUAGCUAAUUAGCAGCGGGGAUCUGGGGAGUUAGGG